UCGCGGUAAGUAUCUUACAAGAUAACUUAAAACUCAUUGUUUACAGACUUUAUUAUACAAUGUAAACCAAAGAAGUUGAUAUGAAAAACAUUUAACUUAAAUCGUUAAAAUGAAGUAACGUUAACGUUAGCCCAAGUUAGGUCUAAGUAUGUCUGUUAUAAAUGUGUCUUAACUAACCCAUUUCAGGAGCAGGUUUAUGAAGAACAAAGAAGACACCAUGAAACAAAGGGUAGUGUAUUCAGUCUUUCAAAAUUUUGUAAAUAUGAGUUUAACUGUAUUGGUUGCAUAAACCUGGAUUGGAGUAACGGUUAUGUUUACGUGUACAAGUAUGUUAUUCUGUCAGAGAGCAUGUCUGUGUGAUUUCUCUUUUUAAAUUCUAGGCGUUUUUUCAAAAACAAAGGAUGAAGGCAAAUUGCAAAAAUGUUGACCCACCAAAUGGAAACAAUACUGGAAAUAUGGACCUGCUGACAUUAUUCAUUGUCAAUCAGAUAGCAUCAAAGAAAACGCACACUGGCAAACCUAAAAUGAAUUUGUUUAAUGCAAAAGUGACCAAGAAAACUUUAAAUGAGCCCUUAGAAUUACCAAUGAGCCCAUGUUCUCCUUCAAAACUGAACCUGGUCACCAGUCAGCCACAGUAUAUGGCUACUGCCGAUUCAGAUGUUGAUACACCUGGUUUCAAAGUCAGAAAACAUCAGAUUGCUAAAGAAUUCAAGUUUAAGCCGCUUUCACCCUUGCUUGAAUCGAACCUCUCUGACAUUAGUGGCUCAGAAAACCUACCUCACAUCCUGAACACUGUAAGCUCCCUGCCAGAUCCAUUUAGUAUUCAGUCCAGACCUGCAUCACAUGUGUCUUCGUCCUUGCCAUCUCAGGAGAACCCUGACCCUGACAGUAUCAAGUUUGUGCCAUUCUCUCAGCGAAUAAAACCAGCUAAUCCAUGGACAGAUGUAGCAAAGGAAGCACAUGUCUUGCAGAGCAGCCCAGUGGCUGAAACUCAGUUUGGAAUCACAUUACCAAACACAGGCACAGCAGAUGAGUCGGCACACUCGGUUUUGUAUCCAACCAGCCCUUUAAAGAGCAGUGAACAGCAGGAAGAGCCACUGUUUAUCGAUUUCAGUAACAGAGAUCAUAAAGAAAGUCCUCACACUGAGAACAUCUUUUUGGAAACGUCACUUUCUUCCUCCAUGAGAAUAAAAAACAGUGAUGGAUCACAAAACAUGGACCGAAAUGGACACUUCCUAACACAGGAAUAUGCCUGCUCAAAUGAACAAAUAUUACACACUGAAGAUGCACUCAUCAAAAAUCACUGUUUCCUGUCAGUGAACAAUUCAACAUCAGCACCCUCACUAGCCCCACCCUGCAAACAAAAAGUGAAAUCCAACUGGGGUUUUCAAAAUGAGAUUAAAAAACAAACACAUGAUGGGAAUGCUGAGAAAAAUGCCCCAAUAAUGCAGGAUGCAGGGACGCAAACGGCAGAUUUUUCCCACAUUUCCUGCUGUGAUGUAUCAGUGCAGUGCUCACUUAUUCAUGCAAACUCCAUCAACUCAACCAGAGUCCACACCACUAGGCGGCAGUCUGUUCAUUUUAAUGAAGUGUCGGCAGGUGCAUCAGCUACAAAAAUGCAGGCCCAGACACAUCCAAAACUACCAAAAGGGUUAUCUUCCCGCAAAUCUCACCGACAGACCAGCAUGAAAAAAACUCCAAUACUGAAACGUCCCUUACGCAAAGGCUUAGAAUUGAAAGUAGGGCAGCUGAUGGAAUGCAGAGUAAAUAUAGAGAGGUGUGAGGACUAACGGGUGGAAAGUGUGAUGCAAAACCCUGUCAAGGACAUCAGGCGUGCAGGAGAAUCUGUGAAAGUGAAGAAGAACUUCACAGCAGAGAAAGGUGCGAAUUGUGUCUCCGGGGAAACUGAGAAAGAAAUUGCUGACAUUACUCUGACAUUAGAGCAAAAUGAAAAAAGGAUUAAACACUUAGAAAAGGAGGAGGAAAAUGAAAU
Messenger RNA from Triplophysa rosa, 1993 nucleotides. RefSeq lists its product as uncharacterized. Bases 402 to 1790 code for a protein of 462 amino acids. The transcript is spliced from 11 exons. The record is from RefSeq and is a predicted model, not a curated record. NCBI's taxonomy places the organism in Eukaryota, Metazoa, Chordata, Actinopteri, Cypriniformes, Nemacheilidae.